AUGAGGACCUCGAGCUCUCUCUCUCCUGGACUUGCUCUGAGCCCCGCUUGCACCAUGGCCUCGAUCCCGGUCCUCCGCGUCCAGGCCAAGAGCUCGCCUCAGCCCAUCGCCGUCGUCGCCUUUGCCUACUCGCUCCCGCCCGCCGCCCUCAAGCUCGAGUGGGUCCACUCGCUCCCCGCCGACGCCAACGGCGCAAACUGCCAGCUCGACAUCAACAACAAGUCCGUCUACGGCACCACCGACGUCCUCAAGGCCCUCGCAGACCAACACGCCGGCGACGGCGCCCUCGGCUCCGACAGCGCCCAGUCGACCGACAUCCUCAAGCUCCUCCUCCUCCCGCCCGCGUUCCCCCCGACUUUCCCGACCGCGACCGCCUUCCUCGCCUCGCUCGAGCAGCGCUUGACCCUGCGCACCUACGCCGCCGCCAACCGCCCGACCGUCGCCGACUAUGCCCUCUUUGGCGCACUCAAGACCAACACGAUCGCCCAGACCCUCCUCGCCAAGGCGCCCCACACCCACCGGUGGUACAACCACGUCGCUCAACUCGCUCCGGUCGCCAAGGCCCUCGUCGACGUGCCCGCCCAGGCCAAGGUCAAGCCCGCUGCCGCCCCCAAGGCCGCCGCCGCCGCCGCCGCCGAGGACGACGCCGCCGGCGGCAAGGCCAACUCGACGUUCGAGCUCGGCCUGCCCAACGCCAUCAAGGGCCACGUCGUGACCCGUCUCCCGCCCGAGCCGAGCGGCUACCUCCACAUCGGUCACGCCAAGGCGGCCGUCCUGAACCAGUACUUUGCGCGCAUGUACGACGGCAAGUUCCUCGUCCGCUUCGACGACACCAACCCGAGCAAGGAAAAGGCCGAGUUUGAGCAGAGCAUCAUCGAGGACCUCGCCCUCCUCGGCAUCAAGGCCGACGCGACGAGCUACACGAGCGACUACUUUGACCAGCUGCAGCAGUACUGCGUCGAGAUGAUCAAGCGCGGCAAGGCCUACGCCGACGACACCGAGCAGGAGACGAUGCGCGCGCAGCGCAUGGACGGCAUCGCGUCGGCGCGCCGGGACCUGUCGGCCGACGAGUCGCUCGCGCGCUUUGCCGAGAUGGCGACGGCCUCGCCCGAGGGCAAGCGGUGGUGCAUCCGCGCGCGCAUGUCGGUCGACGACCCCAACAAGGCCCUGCGCGACCCCGUCAUCUACCGCGUCAACGACCUGCCGCACCACCGCACCGGGUCCAAGUGGAAAAUGUACCCGACGUACGAUUUCGCGUGCCCGGUCGUCGACUCGCUCGAGGGCGUCACGCACGCGCUGCGCACCAACGAGUACCGCGACCGCAACCCGCAGUACCAGUGGAUGCUCGACGCCCUCGGCCUGCGCAAGGUCGACGUGUGGGACUUUGGGCGCCUCGCGUUCGUCUACACGCUCCUCAGCAAGCGCAAGCUCAAGUGGUUCGUCGAGCAGGGCCACGUCUCGGGCUGGGACGACCCGAGGUUCCCGACCGUCCGCGGUAUCCGCCGUCGCGGCAUGACGGUCGAGGCCAUCACGCAGUUCAUGCUGCAGCAGGGCCCGUCGCAGGCCUUCCUCAACCUCGAGUGGGACUCGAUCUGGAACACCAACAAGCGCGUCAUCGACCCUGUCGCGCCGAGGCAUGUCGCGCUCGCGACCGAGGGCCUCGUCCCCGUCACGGUCCUCGGCGGCGAGGGCAAGCCCGCCCCGGGCCAGGUCGAGCUCAAGGACGUGCCCAGGCACAAGAAGAACCCGGACGUCGGCACCAAGAAGACGUGCUACGCCGACAAGGUCUUUGUCGAGCAGGCCGACGCGGCGACGUUUGCCCAGGACGAGGAGGUCACGCUCAUGGACUGGGGCAACGCCAUCGUGCGCACGAUCGAGCGCGACCCGGCGUCGGGCCUCGUCACGGCGCUCGGCGUCGACCUGAACCUGUCGGGCGACUUCAAGAAGACCAAGAAGAAGGUGACGUGGCUCGCGGGCCCAAAGGCGCCGAGCGACGCCCGGGACCUCGUCAAGUGCACCUUGCUCGACUACGACUACCUCAUCACCAAGAAGAAGCUCGAGGAGGACGACAGCGUCGAGGCGCUCCUCACGCCCCAGACCGAGUUCCGCACGUCGGCCGUCGCCGACCACAACGUCGCGUCGCUCGCCAAGGGCUCGAUCAUCCAGUUUGAGCGCAAGGGCUUCUACAUCGUCGACCGCGCGUUCGACUCGUCCAAGCCCGACGAGGCCGUCGAGCUCAUCCUCAUCCCCGACGGCAAGGCGAGCAGCAUCGCGCUCAAGUACCAGCCGCCGGCCGCUCCCGCCUCGCAGGACAACAAGAAGGCCAAGGGCGCCAAGUCGGCGGCGCCGGCAAAGGACAAGGUCGCCGCCGCCGCGGCGGCGCAGGGCAAGAAGGCGGCGCCGGCCAAGAAGGGCGGCAAGCUGCCUGACGUGGCUCCGGCCGAGGCGGUCGAGACGGUACUCCUGAGCGAGGGCGAGCAGGGCUACGAGAUCCCGGUCAAGACCAAGAUGUACGGUGUGCCCAACCUGCACGCCGACGCGGCGAGCAACGUGUUCGUCAAGCACAACAUGUACGACGUGCCGCCGAUCAACGAGUAGAGCCGCUGUCUCUCUCCUGCUGCCACGCCCGCCAUGCAACACAAGGGCUUUCGUAUCCUCGAC
Molecule: messenger RNA, 2661 nt
Organism: Rhodotorula graminis WP1
Lineage: Eukaryota; Fungi; Basidiomycota; Microbotryomycetes; Sporidiobolales; Sporidiobolaceae
Exons: 9
Coding region: 1-2598 (865 amino acids)
Biological process (GO): glutamyl-tRNA aminoacylation; translation
Cellular component (GO): cytoplasm; cytosol; methionyl glutamyl tRNA synthetase complex
Molecular function (GO): ATP binding; glutamate-tRNA ligase activity
Source: RefSeq, a predicted model, not a curated record